AUGGCCUCCACCCGUCUCAUCGCAGUCGUCGGUGGCACCGGCGCCCAAGGCAUCCCCGUCGUCCGCGACCUCGUUCAAUCGGGCGCCUACACCGUCCGCGCCCUAACGCGCGACUCCUCCUCACCCCGGUUUCAAGAACUGCAAUCCUUCGGCCCCGUCACGCCCGUGACCGGGACUUUCGCGUCCGAAGCGGACCUGCGCGCGACAUUUCACGGCGCAUGGGGCGCCUUCGUCAACAUCGACGGCUUUAACGCGGGCGAAAAGACGGAGAUGUUCUGGACGAUGCGGGCAUAUGAGCUAGCCCUCGAGGCCGGCGUGCGCUUCUUCGUGCUCGCAAGCCUGGACUACGCCACCAAGAAGGCCGGCUACCGGCCCGAGUUCCGCGCCGGCCACUACGAUGCCAAGGGCCGCGUCGGCGAGUGGAUCCUGCGGCAGAACCGGGAUAACGCGGCGACGCGCAUGGCGGCCGCGCUGUUCACGACGGGGCCAUACAUUGAUAUGGCGAUCGCGCGGGACACGGUGAUGACACCGACGGUUGAGGAUGGUGUCGUGACGUGGCGCGUGCCGCUGGGCGAGGACGGAGCCGUGCCGCACGUCGCGCUCGACGACUGCGGGGUUUAUGUCAAGUGGCUCUUCGACCACCCGGAGCGCGCCAGCGGCAUGGACCUCGAGGUCGCCAUCGACCACAUCAACUACCACGACCUAGCAGCCGCCUUCACCAAGGUCACGGGCCGUCCGGCGCGCUACGUGGACGUGGGCUUCGACGAGCACUUCGCCAGCGUCUGGGGGGAGGCGGCGGAUCGGCCCGCAGGCUAUAAUGCGGAUCCGGCCGACGCGGCGACGCUGACGCUGCGGCAGAACUUUACGGGGUUUUGGAUGCUGUUUCGGCACUCGGGCGGGAAUGCUGGGGUGCUGAGGCGCGAUUAUAAGCUUUUGGAUGAGAUUCAUCCGGGCCGCGUGAGGAAUGCGGAGGAGUGGUUUCGGCGCGAGGAGGAGAGGGGCGUGCGCUUGGGACUGGGGAGUCUGUGGGAGAGGGUCCAGCCGGGGAAAUUGGCGCAUGUUUUGAAGGCUCUUGAGGAUGGGAGGGCGGGGAGCUUGUGA
Messenger RNA from Anthostomella pinea, 1101 nucleotides. The record is from the annotation of a GenBank genome assembly. Lineage: Eukaryota; Fungi; Ascomycota; Sordariomycetes; Xylariales; Xylariaceae.